AUGCAAAGCUGCGCUCGCCAGCGCAUGAAGCUCCAACAGCUGGAGGAGAAGCAGGCUUUGGAGAAACGCCACCUUGCCGAGAAGCAUCAACUGGAAGAGGAGAUGAAUGAUUUGGAUGAGGUAGCUAGCAACCGGAGCAGGAUUAGCGGUCGGUCGAGCAACAGAAGGGUACAGCAGUGGCAAGAUGAAUGUGCUGAGCAAACAGAAGGCGCGCCAAAUCUCCAAUCGGAAGAGCAAGUAGCAGCCUCGCCUGUUCCACAGAACACCUCACGCGUCCCGGAGAGCACUAAGGAUGAUAAGUUACCGAGUCCAAUCGUUCCCGACAUCAACAAACAACCGUUAAAUUCGACGGUCAAACCGAAACACGUCAGUGGCGAUCAGCAGCAGGCAGUCGGCGCGUUCCCUUCGGCGGUUCCGGAGUCUAAACUGAUCGAGAGGCAACAGCAGCAGCAAACCGGCGCGUUUUCUACGACAGUUCCAGCAGUUAGAAAGGUAUCUGAUCCGACAGGUAAUGAUGAUACCCAAAAUCCCCCCGUAGUACUGCAUGGUAAACAACCAGUAUAUCAAAACGAAAUUCACAGUUUGCCACCAAAUUAUAAUAACUCCUUCCAUCAAAUGAUGAAGCAAUUUGGGCACUUGAUGCCAUCAGCCACGGUUUCUUCUUUCAAUUCAUACUCGCAUCCUCCCGAAACUGUUCCGCCGCUCGGAACCAAUACGACUCUUCCGUAUAAUAUGAACCCGACUUUGCCGGCAGGUAAUAUCCCCUUGCCACCGGGAUUUCCGCCCGUUGAACAAUUCACUCCUUCCCCGUCACAGUUAGCUGCACGACAGGUAAUGCCUCGCGAUUUGCCAAUGUUUUCGGGCAAUCCCGCAGAUUGGCCGAUAUUCAUAAGCAGCUUUAUGAACACAACGCUGGCUUGCGGUUACAAUUGUGCCGAGAAUCUCGCGCGACUUCAACGCUGUCUUAAAGGACCCGCGUACCAGUCUGUUGAAAGUAGGUUACUGCUCCCCGAUUCGGUUCCCCAAGUGAUUGAUACCCUUCGUUUACUAUAUGGUAGGCCGGAAUUGCUAGUCAGUGCUCUAUUAGACAAAGUGCGUAGUGUUCCGGUUCCGAAAGCGGAGAAAUUGGAGACUAUCAUUGACUUCGGCAUGGCGGUACGCAGUUUAUGUGACCAUCUUGAAGCGGCUGGACAGCAGGAUCACCUUUCGAAUCCGACUCUGUUGAUGGAACUGGUAGAGAAACUUCCCACACACACCAAAAUGCAGUGGGCAGAUUAUUUACAACAACACCCGGUGGUCAAUCUGAAAACUUUCGGGGAAUUUAUGCUAGGAGUCAUCACUGCAAUUAGCAGAGUUACUAUGUACACUGCGGGGAGCAGCGGUCCCCAAAAGCAGAAGCAAAAGGGAUCAGUGAACACCCACAUCAAUGAGACGGAACAGAUGCGCGAUCCAGCUCGCGAAAAUGAGCGUUGGUGUGCUUGUUGCAAGAAGAUGGGACAUCGAGUCUCGGAGUGUGCCGCUUUCAGAUCGUAUUCCGUUGACAACCGGUGGAAGUUCGUUCAAAACAAUGGGCUCUGCCGUAGUUGUUUGAAUGCACAUGGUAGGAGAAGUUGCAGAAACGCCACGCAGUGCGUGAUUGAAGGGUGUAAAUACCGUCACCACCCAUUACUCCAUUCGAAUCGUUCAAGCAGGGACUCGGACCCUGUACAGGAUUCCUCGAAUGCAGAAAACCACACCCACCGACAGUCCGAUCAGUCACUUCUAUUUCGUAUAAUUCCGGUCACUAUCUGUGGACCUCAAGCCACCAUCGAGACCUUUGCGUUUCUGGACGAUGGGUCAUCCCUAUCACUGGUCGAACAUGAGCUGGUUGAGCAACUUGGCAUUGACGGAUGGACGAAGCCUUUGUGUCUGAAGUGGACAGGAAAUGUGACCAGAGUGGAGUCGGAGUCGAAGCAAGUUCGGAUCACAAUUAGAGGUGCGACUAGUCAGAAGAAGUUCACCCUGAAUGAUGUUCGUACCGUUAAAGAGCUCACCCUACCGGAACAGUGUCUUCGAUACGAUGAACUAGCCAAUCGGUUCCGUCAUCUCAAGGGUUUGCCAAUCGUUGGCUACGAGAGAGCCGUACCUCGUCUGCUGAUAGGCGUGAAUAAUUUAAGUCUCACGGUGCCGCUACAGGUGAAAGAAGGCAAGAAGAACGAGCCCGUUGCCGUAAAAACCAGAUUGGGAUGGUGUGUGUUUGGUGGCAGCGACAGAGGAACUACGCACACGCUCCACUACCAUGCGUGUGAGUGUGUCAGUGACCAGGACUUACACAGUUUAGUACGGGAUUAUUUCGCGUUAGAUGAUGUGGGAGCGAGGCCAUCGCCGCAGCUAGAGUCCGAAGAAGACAAGCGGGCCAGAAGAAUCAUGGAAGGAACGACCGUCCGGGUUGGAGAUAAAUUCGAAACAGGAUUACUGUGGAGAUAUGACCAUGUUGAGUUUCCAGAUAGCUACAGUAUGGCAGUCAAGCGCUUCGAAUGUCUGGAGCGCAGGAUGGUUCGAGAUCCCGAACUAGCUGCAAAUCUGAGAAAGCAAAUAGCCGAGUAUCAAGUGAAAGGUUACGCACACCGUGCGACUGAAAGUGAACUGUCCCGAGGAGACCCAAAGCGUGUUUGGUAUCUGCCGCUAGGAGCGGUAAUGAACCCGCGAAAACCAGGAAAAGUUCGAUUGAUUUGGGACGCGGCAGCUAAAGUGGAUGGAAUAUCCCUAAAUUCCAUGCUGCUUAAGGGACCAGAUCAACUUACGUCACUGCCAGCUGUGCUAUCUCGUUUUCGCCAGUACAGAGUGGGAGUUUCUGCAGACAUUAAAGAAAUGUUCCACCAGAUAUCGAUACGGGAACAGGAUCGUCAUUCACAACGUUUUCUGUGGAGGAACAACCCAAAGGAAACCCUGGAAACGUUCUUAAUGGACGUUGUCACCUUUGGUUCUUCAAGUUCACCGGCGUCGGCACAGUUCGUGAAAAACAAGAAUGCCGAGGAGUUCGCGACCCAGUUUCCACGAGCUGUCGAAGCAAUCGUAAGAAACCAUUAUGUCGAUGACUUUCUCGACAGCUUCGAAGACGACAAGCAAGCAGCGCGCGUAUCUAAUGAAACUAGAUUCAUUCACCAUCAGGGAGGCUUCCAGCUUCGAAACUGGUUAUCAAACAGUGCAGAUGUGUUGAGAGAGAUGAAGGAGGAAGAUCCGCAAGAUAGCAAGAGCCUUUGCCUGAAACCUACCGAAGGGAGUGAUCGAGUAUUGGGAAUGCUGUGGCUGACGGUGAACGAUGAGCUGCAAUUCGCCAUGAAAAUGAAAGACGAGAUUCAGCAAGUGAUUGAUAGCGCAGGACGCCCAACCAAAAGGCAACUACUGAAAUGCCUGAUGGGAAUUUUCGACCCACUUGGUCUUCUAAGUGUUUUUCUAGUCCACGGCAAAAUACUUCUUCAGGACGUUUGGCGAGCUGGACUGCAGUGGGAUGAGAAAGUACCAGACGAUAUAUUCGACAGAUGGACCAGGUGGACGGGGCUCUUUCCGAAGGUCAGGGACCUGCGGAUUCCUCGUUGUUACUUCGCCGGAGCGAAUGCACAACUCUACGAAUUUCUUGAGCUCCACGUCUUCGUCGAUGCGAGUGAAGUCGCGUUCUCCGCUGUCGCUUAUUUCAGGGUGGUCAAACCUAGCGGUGAAGCAGAAUGUUCGUUAGUAGCUGCUAGAACGAAAGUUGCACCAUUAAAACCGUUGUCGAUCCCUCGCUUGGAGCUGCAAGCAGCGGUCUUAGGAACCCGCUUGAUGUCAUCGGUCUUAGAGAGCCACACCGUCGAAGUAAAGCAAUGCGUUCUAUGGAGUGAUUCCGCAACGGUUCUAGCAUGGCUACGUGCCGAUCAUCGCCAGUAUAAGCAGUACGUGGCUUGUCCUAUUGGGGAACUGCUAUCUACAACGGAUGUUGCACAGUGGCGAUGGGUUCCCAGUAAGUUGAAUCCGGCGGAUGCGGCUACGAAGUGGGGAAAAUGUCCGUGUCCGGCAGCUGCCGACGUCUGGUUUACAGGACCUGAAUAUCUUUCGCAACCCGAAGAGCACUGGCCAAAGCAAAGAACAUCUUUAAUACCUCCAGAAGAAGAGCUACGGUCGUGCUAUGUAGUCCAAGAACAUCUUAUUCCGGACAGGGUUGUGGAAUUCAAUCGCUUCUCUAAGUGGCGACGUCUUUCAAGAGCUGUAGCGUACGUGCAUCGUUUUAUUGACAAUAUAAGUCGUCGACUUCGGGGAGAGCAGCCGGAAAUUUUACACCUAACACAGGAAGAGCUGAAGAAAGCGAAGAACAGUCUGAUGCGGAUGGUUCAGUGGGAAGUAUAUCCCGAAGAAAUGAUCGCGUUGUCAACGGGACGAACCGAACUGGCAAAGUCUAGCAGUCUUUUCAAGAAGUCGCCUGCUGUGGAUGAGUUCGGAGUGCUGCGGAUUGAUGGCAGAAUUGGAGCUGCCCCGCAUACUCAAUUCGACACAAGGUAUCCAGUGAUCCUCCCGAGAAAACAUCUGGUUACCGAGCUGAUCGUGGACGACUACCACCGUGCGCUUCGUCAUGCUAAUUCGGAAACAGUGGUGAAUGAAAUUCGCCAGCAUUUCCACAUUCCUCGACUGCGAACAGUAGUGAAGCAGGUUGCAACCGCGUGCCGGUGGUGCAAAUUGAUAAAAGCGACGCCGAAGGUUCCGCGAAUGGCCCCACUCCCACCAGCGCGAUUAGCAUCGUUCGUUCGACCGUUCACUUACACCGGCAUUGAUUUGUUUGGGCCGCUGGUGGUGAAAGUGGGAAGAAGCGCUGCGAAGCGUUGGAUCUGCCUGUUUACCUGUUUAACUACUCGCGCCGUCCACGUUGAGGUUGCAUACUCUCUCUCUACGCCCUCGACUGUGAAGUGCAUCACGCGUUUCGUUAGCCGUCGCGGUUCACCUGCGGAGAUAUACUCGGACAAUGGUACAAAUUUCGUCGGGGCCGCGCGGCUGCUUAGGGAACAGGUCGUAGCUAUAAACCAUGAAUUGGCUGCAACGUUCACUAAUACCGAUACUAAAUGGAUCUUCAUACCACCGGCAGCACCCCACAUGGGCGGAGCGUGGGAGAGGAUGGUACGGUCGAUAAAAACUGCCAUGGAAACUGCGUACUACAAUAAUAGCAAGCUGGAUGAUGAAGGAUUGGCAACCCUGGUCGUCGCGGCUGAAGCAAUUGUCAACAGACGGCCACUUACCUACUUGCCUCUGGAUGCUGCUGAAAAAGAAGCCCUGACUCCGAACCACUUCCUGUUAGGGAGUUCCAAUGGUGUGCUUCAACCCGCGACAGCAUUCACUGACCCUGCGUUGGCACUCAAAAGCUCCUGGUACCAAAUUCAACACCAGCUUGACAUUUUCUGGAAGCGUUGGAUCCGGGAAUAUCUGCCGAUGCUGACAAAGCGGACAAAAUGGUUCGGUGAAGUGAAACCUCUCGCGAAUGGAGAUCUGGUUCUCAUAGUAGACGAUUCCCAAAGAAACGGCUGGUUGCGUGGACGAAUCCUGGAGGCUGUGGCUGGGAAGGACGGGAGAAUCCGGCAAGCUAUUGUUCAGACCACAAAAGGAAUACUGCGUAGACCUGUAUCAAAACUGGCUGUGUUGGAAGUUCAGACUGACGGUAAAACUGGCUCUGAUGACCAGUGUUACGGGGGGGAGAAUGUUGCGCAUGGGAACCCUAGCUCCCAUAAACCAACUCUGGCCGAUAAGGUCGAUGCGCCGCGACGUGCUGCUUGA
Molecule: messenger RNA, 5775 nt
Organism: Sabethes cyaneus
Lineage: Eukaryota; Metazoa; Arthropoda; Insecta; Diptera; Culicidae
Exons: 1
Coding region: 1-5775 (1924 amino acids)
Biological process (GO): DNA integration
Molecular function (GO): nucleic acid binding
Source: RefSeq, a predicted model, not a curated record